Mus caroli (Ryukyu mouse) is the source of this 872-nucleotide messenger RNA. Lineage: Eukaryota; Metazoa; Chordata; Mammalia; Rodentia; Muridae. The record is from RefSeq and is a predicted model, not a curated record.
UCUCCCUCUCCUCUCCUGAGUCUCUCUCCUCACUGCACCUGAGUCCUCUCUACUAACACCAUGGGCUGUGGCUGUGGAGGUUGUGGCGGCUGUGGCAACUGUAGCAGCUGCACCACGUGCAGAUACUACCGCUGCUGUGGUGGUUGCUGUGGCUGCUGUGGCUGUGGCUGCUGUGGCUGNGGNGGCUGUGGUGGCUGUGGUGGCUGUGGCGGCUGUGGUGGUUGUGGCUGUGGUGGCUGUGGCGGCUGUGGUGGUUGUGGCUGUGGUGGCUGUGGUGGUUGUGGCUGUGGUGGCUGUGGUGGCUGUGGCUGUUGUGGUGGCUGCUGUGGCUGCUGUGGCUGCUGCAAGCCUNCGGUAGUCUGCUGCUGCCGCCGCUGCUGCUGCNGCUCCUGUGGCUGUGGCUCCUGUGGCUGUGGCUGCGGUUGUGGCUGUGGGAAGGGCUGUUGCCAGCAGAAGUGCUGCUGCCAGCAGAAGUGUGGCUGCAAGAAGUGCUGCUGCUAGCAUGUCUACCAUGUCUCUGUUUCCCGGUCAUGGGCACCAGGAAAAGAGAGCCUUUCUUCAAACCUCUAGGACAGCGUUACUGUCCUGGUAUGUCUCCCUGGCCUAUGGCUUUGCUUCCAGAUUCUGGGCUCNUUCCUUUUCUACUUUGGUAUUUCUAACCUUCCUCUCUGAGGUGUUUGCUCUCUAAUAACAAAUAGCCACUCCCUGCAUAACUCACUUCACUGUGCUCCUUCAGAAUGUGGGAACAAGUACUUCUUGUUGCUUCAGCUUGAAGAAGGACUCUUUCUUCCCUGUUCAUUUCCUGUCUCUACACCUUUUCUUUAUUUUUACUCACCCAACAUUAUUUUUGUUUUCUAAUAAAAUACAAAUAA